AUGAAUGCACCGCAGUCCGCAGCUCUGCAGGCGCCCAGCCGCAGCCAGAGCCCGGACCACCACCGCAUCAUGCAGCCUCCAUCCAGCCUCCAUCCUGCCAUCAUGCAGCCUCCAUCGUGCCUCCAACCUGCCUCUGUUCAGCCUCCAUCCAGCCUCCAUCCUGUGUCUGUAGAGCCUCCAUUCAUCUUCCAUUUAUCCUCCAUCCAGCCCCAUCCUACCUCCAACCUGCCUCUGUCAGCCUCCAUCCUGCCUCCAUUCAUCCCUCAUCCAGCCUCCAUCAUGCUUUCACCCUCCUUCCAACCUGCCUCCAUUCAGCCUCCAUCCUACCUCCAACCUGCCUCCAUCUAG
Molecule: messenger RNA, 348 nt
Organism: Stegastes partitus (bicolor damselfish)
Lineage: Eukaryota; Metazoa; Chordata; Actinopteri; Pomacentridae
Product: arabinogalactan protein 1-like
Exons: 1
Coding region: 1-348 (115 amino acids)
Source: RefSeq, a predicted model, not a curated record